This is a messenger RNA of Exophiala dermatitidis NIH/UT8656, 2352 nucleotides long. RefSeq lists its product as uncharacterized. The coding region runs from base 1 to 2352 and encodes 783 amino acids. The record is from RefSeq and is a predicted model, not a curated record. Lineage: Eukaryota; Fungi; Ascomycota; Eurotiomycetes; Chaetothyriales; Herpotrichiellaceae. The transcript has a single exon.
AUGGACAGUCCCGAUGGUGACGGAGAUGGCAACCAGCUGGUCUGGACCAUCUUCAUGGCUUUCGUUGCUCUGCUCCAACAUCCCAAUUUCCCGUUCGUCUUCCUAUUCGUCUUUCGGUACUUGCGACUCAUCGUCCACAUUGUCUCGUUCUGGCUCUACAAGUCUUCCCCUGUCCUGCAAGGCAACUUUGGCAGCGAGAAACAAUGUACGGUAAUCAUCCCAACGGUGGACCCGCAAAACGCAGACUUUCACAAAUGCCUGCUCUCGAUCAUCGAGUGCGGGCCUCUUGAAAUCCAUAUUGUCACGGUAGGAAGACGUUUGAAGAAACUGACCAAGCAGAUGCUCAGACCCUUUCAGGCAGCAUAUCCCGGGAUCGGAUUCCUGGUUUCAUCGACGAAUGUAGCGGACAAGCGUCAACAGGUUGCACAUGCCGUACCACACGUCCGAACCCCGUUCACGUUCCUGGUUGACGACCAUGUGAUCUGGCCAUCUACAAACUUCCUGCGCACUGCCAUUGCUCCCUUUGAACACGACAUCCGAGUUGGCGGUGUAGGCACGAACAAGCGGGUCCGUCGAGAAACACAUAACGGGGUUUUCGGCUUCUUUCACGCAUUCUGGAACGUCAUGGGCGCACUUUACCUCGAGCGACACAAUUUCGAGAUCCGGGCGACCAACAGCAUCGACGGCGGCGUCUUUGUGAUUUCCGGAAGAACCUGUGCGUACCGCACCGCUAUCCUUCAAGACCCGGCCUUUUUGGCAGGAUAUACCAACGAGCGCUUCCUUUUCGGUCUUUUUGGGCCCCUGAACGCCGACGACGACAACUUCAUCACCCGCUGGCUCGUGACCAAUGGCUGGAAGAUCAAGAUCCAGUACUGCCAGGACGCCAUUAUCGAAACAUCAGUGGGCACGUUUCCGAAAUUCUUAUCCCAAUGUCUUCGAUGGUCGCGCACCACUUGGCGCAGCAACACUUGUUCGUUGCUCACUGACCGCACCAUCUACCGCGCUCAACCUUGGUGCGUGUAUGCGGUGUAUCUGACAUCGUUAGUCAACUUUGCCCUAUUCUACGACGCAGCACUGGUCUAUACAUUCAGUCGUACCGACUUCUACAGCUACAAGCCCCAGACGCUGAAGUGGCUUGGAGCCUGGAUUCUCGGCAGUAAGUUGGUCAAACUGGUUCCUUAUUUUCUUCGCCACCCUUUGGACCUUGUCUAUCUGCCUGGGUAUUUCGCCUUUGCUUACUUCCACGGCUUCAUCAAGCUUUAUGCUGGAUUGACCUUUUGGGUUACGGCCUGGGGAGGUCGCGAUUUGGACAAGGUAAAUGACGACCAAGGCGGCAGCAGCGAUGACAGUGACGAUGAUGAUGACGACUACAGAUCCAAUUCAACUACUCCCGUACCUCGCUCGCGCUCGCUGACUCCUGAUCCGUCUUGGGACUUGGACGAUAGUGGAAACCAAGCAGACCAAGGAGAUCCAUUGACAUCGUUAUUCUCACCCCAAUCGUCAAACGACUCGUCUUACUACACUGCUCGGAACAAGCGCUACGCAGCUGAAGCCAGAAAAGGUCCUAGUACUCCAGCAGGAAAAGCCACUGCGGUCCAGACUCCAUGGGGUCUCGUAACACCCGGAACCAACAAUCCCCGCCAUCUCACCCCCGUGAAUGUCCUCAUGACCCAACUCCCCGGUACGGAGUGGCCUCGCACCUGGGAAUACACAUCCCGUCAAAGCCACGGUGAGUACUAUGGACCGGCACGUCGGGAUUCCGAGACAAAUUCUUCCGUCAUCUACAUGGGCCAAGCGGAGAGACAGCUACAGAAUGAACUCGCAAUAGUCCCUUCGAUCGAAGUUGACGAUUACGUCGACUAUCAAAAUAACAACCGCCAGGUUCAACCUCAACAACUGCUCACUCCUCCCACAGUGACUCCGGCAGCGGCAACCCAGGGCCAGCGCCAGGCCAGCAGCAACAUCGACAUUGACGAUCUGGACCUCGAUGGUGACGGUGAUGUCUUUAUGGACAACAAUGCUGCACGCGACGCCGAAGGUGAUUUGCAAAUGUACGACCUCCGCAGUCGCAGCCGGACCCCUCAACCUCGCGAUAAGAGUGUCAGCAUCCUGAGUGAUAGUGAGUACUAUGGCUCCCCCGUUUCCACGGGCACUUUAUCCACAAAGUCCUCGCCCUCGCCGUCUUCUGGCACACCACCGGCUGAGCAAACUGCAAACAAAUACGAAUACUCUCGGACUUGGGUUAGAGGCUCUUCCGAAACGUGUGGUCGGCUCCAUUACGAUGGUGACAAUCUGGUUCGCAGACGAAAUCAUUGUGAUUUACAGGAUGAGCGCUUUACUUAUUGGACUUAG